ACCACGCAGCUCACCAUUUCCCAGCGUAUCGGCUGGCGCGUCACCUUAUCUCCCUGUGCCGUGUUUGAGGGGCUAUCUCGCAUAUUUCUCCCGGAGGAUUUUCACGGCGGUUCCGUCAGGGCUGUGCUUGUUAAUGGGCGUCUUGGACGGCUGCCUCUCUUCGUCCAUGUGUGCCCCUCUGAGUGCGCUGUGAGCAGCAGCAGGAGCAGAGGCAGCAGCACCUUGGAAGCGCAGGAGGAGGAGGAGGAGGAGCAGGAGAGCUGCUCUCUGCCGCGCCGAGCGGUACCGCGUCGUAUAGUGGAAAUACGCUCGCCUGCUCUGGUUACUAUCAAAACCAGUCUGAGAGAAGAAGAAGAAGGACACCAAGUGAAGAAGGCUUCACCAGACUCAUUUUGUGAAUUGUUAACGGGACGGGCCUGCGACAGCGGACAUGUCUUCAGAAUGAAUCAUUCAAACUGAACCGGAGUUACAACCAACAUUUUCAUCUGAAAGUAGAGAGGAGGCAGCCAUGGAGGUGAAGGAACGCAGACCCUAUCGCUCGCUCACGACCCGGCAGGACACCGAGCGCCGUUACACCAGCUCCUCCGCAGACAGCGAAGAUGGUAAACCCAACUCUAAAUCCUACAGCUCCAGCGAAACACUCAAAGCCUUUGACCACGACUCGAGGAUGGUGUACGGCAGCCGUGUGAAGGAAAUGGUUCACCACGAAGUGGAUGAAUUCAGCCGGCAAGGGACGGACUUUUCCCUGCGAGACCUCGGCUUUGGAGAUGGCCUUCCAUCGCAUGUAGCUACGUACAGGAGCGACAUGGGGCUGCCUCACCGUGACUACUCAGUCAGCGUGGGCUCUGACGCAGACACAGAGACUGACGGCGUCAUGUCCCCGGAACACGCGGUCAGGCUUUGGGGCCGCAGCAACACCAAGUCGGGCCGCAGCUCGUGUCUCUCCAGCAGAGCCAACUCCAACCUAACACUCACUGAUACUGAACACGAGAACACAGAAAACGGUCCUCCGCUGCAUUGUUCAUCUGCCUCCUCCUCCCCUGUUGAGCAGCUCCCAUACCCUCCCCCUUCCAUUGCAGCCAAUGAGAACCACGGGAGGUUGCUAGGUAACAGUGCGGCUCAGCCAGCCCAGGACUCUGACUCUGAGGAUGAGUUUGGCCCCAAUUCAUUCUUAGUUAAAACUGGCUCAGGGAACCUGUAUGCUCCUUCCGCUGCAACUGCUGAUGACGGAGCCUUUCAAAAUCACUCUCGGUUGCGGACGCCUCCGCUACCCCUCUCCCAUUCUCACUCGCCCAAUCAUCAGCACCAUGCAGCCUCUAUUAACUCGUUAAACAGGAGUAACUACACUCCGCGGAGCAACGCCAGCCCAGCGCCCACAGACAGUUCCGCUCCCCCCGAGGGUCCCGCAAGUGGUCAAGACUCCAGCAGCAUUCAGGACAACUGGCUCCUCAACAGCAACAUCCCGCUGGAAACGAGGAGCCAGAAUACUCUAAUGUUUAUCAGAGAAGAGCAAGACGCUUGCAGAGAAGGACAGGGCUCAAACAAAACAAGAAAUAUAGCAAAGCAGGCAUUCCUUGAGACUUUGCAGGACAACUUGAUUGAGAUGGACAUUCUGGCAUCAGCACGCCACGAUGCCUCGUACAACGACGGGCAUUUCCUGUUCAAACCAGGUGGAACAUCACCAAUGUAUUGCACAACUUCACCGGGGUACCCUCUGACCUCCAGCACGGUGUACUCGCCUCCCCCACGCCCUUUACCUCGAAACACCUUCUCUCGACCUGCCUUCAGCUUGAAGAAGCCCUACAAGCACUGCAACUGGAAAUGUGCUGCUCUCAGUGCCAUCCUCAUUUCAGUGACGCUGCUGCUGCUGUUAGCCUACUUCGUUGCCAUUCACCUAUUGGGGUUAAACUGGCACCUCCAACCCAUGCAGAGACAGAUGUACCAGCUGUCAGAAGAUAAUACAAGUGGCCUACCAUUCCCUACAGACUUGAGUUUACCACCGCUAGGCAACACAGGGCUGGAGAUACCAGAUCACAGGGGAAAAGAUGACGGCAAAUUGGACAGCUUGUUCCCGGAUGACAGCUAUAUAGAUACGGGGGAGAUUGACGUGGGACGCAAGGUCGCCCAGCAGAUUCCUCCUGGUAUCUUCUGGAGAUCCCAGGUCUUCAUUGAUCAUCCUAUGUACCUAAAGUUUAACGUUUCACUCAGCAAAGAUGCCUUAGUUGGAAUAUAUGGAAGAAGAGGCCUUCCUCCGUCACAUACACAGUUUGACUUUGUAGAGCUGUUGGAUGGGCGGCGGCUCCUGGCCCAGGAUGUUCACAGUCUGGAGGGGCCUGCAGCUCUGCAGCGGAGCCUCGUACCAAUCACCACACACGACACAGGCUUUAUCCAGUACAUGGACUCGGGCAUCUGGCACCUGGCAGUCUACAACGACGGGAAGGAAACCGAAACCGUUUCCUUCUUCACCAGUGCCAUAGAAUCCAUUGAUGACUGUCCCAGUAACUGCUUUGGAAAUGGUGACUGUGUUUCUGGAACGUGCCAUUGCUUUUUAGGAUUCAAAGGGCCCGACUGUGGGCGAGCUGCCUGUCCGGUGCUGUGCAGUGGGAAUGGUCAAUACCUUAAAGGUCGUUGCAUGUGCCACAGCGGCUGGAAGGGCUCCGAAUGUGAUGUUCCCACCAGCCAGUGCAUUGACAUCACGUGCAGCGGCCAUGGGACCUGCAUUGGGGGAACCUGCAUCUGCAACCCUGGAUACAAAGGGGAGAACUGUGAAGAAGUGGACUGCCUGGAUCCAACGUGCUCUGGCCGAGGCGUUUGUGUCCAGGGAGAGUGCCACUGCUUCAUCGGCUGGGGAGGGCCGGGAUGUGAAAGCCCCAGGGCCUCCUGCAUGGACCAGUGCUCUGGACAUGGAGCUUUCCUGGCAGACACUGGAACCUGCAGCUGCGAUCCCAACUGGACGGGCCACGACUGCUCUACAGAGAUUUGUGCAGCCGACUGUGGAGGCCACGGCGUUUGUGUUUCAGGCACCUGUCGCUGUGACGACGGCUGGAUGGGCGCCGGGUGUGACCAGAGGGCGUGUCACCCGCGCUGCAACGAGCACGGCACAUGCAAGGACGGCAAAUGUGAAUGCAGUCCUGGUUGGAAUGGAGAACACUGCACCAUUGCUCACUAUCUGGAUAAGGUAGUGAAAGAGGGUUGUCCUGGUUUGUGCAAUGGAAAUGGCAGGUGCACUCUGGGUAACAACGGCUGGUACUGUGUGUGCCAGCUGGGCUGGAGGGGCACCGGCUGUGACACCUCUAUGGAAACCGCCUGCAGUGAUGUCAAGGACAACGAUGGAGAUGGCCUGGUGGACUGCAUGGAUCCAGACUGCUGUCUUCAGGCAACCUGUCACACCACCUCUUUAUGCGUGGGCUCGCCCGACCCCCUGGACAUCAUCCAGGAGACGCAGAUGUCCUCUGCACAGAGCAACCUGCAGACGUUCUACGAACGAGUGAGCUUCCUGGUGGGCAGGGACAGUACACACACCAUCCCUGGAGCUAACCCCUUCGAUGGAAACCAUGCUUGUGUCAUUCGUGGGCAGGUGGUCACCUCGGAUGGAACGCCGCUGGUUGGAGUUAACGUCAGCUUCAUCAACACUCCGGCGUUUGGCUACACAAUUACCAGGCAGGAUGGAAGCUUCGACUUGGUGACCAAUGGGGGCAUAGCCAUCGCCCUGCACUUUGAGCGAGCUCCAUUCAUCACUCAGGAACACACUCUGUGGUUGCCAUGGGGACGGUUCUUCGUCAUGGACACCAUUGUCAUGCGGCACGAGGAAAAUGACAUCCCGAGCUGCGACCUCAGCAGCUUCUCCCGGCCCGUCCCCGUGGUGUCCCCGGCGCCGCUCACAGCCUUCGCCGGCUCCUGCUCGGAAAGGGGGACAGUGGUGCCCGAAAUCCAGUCUCUACAGGAGGAAGUGCGGAUACCAGGGACAGAGAUGAAGCUCAGCUAUCUAAGCAGCAGAACUCCAGGUUAUAAGUCAAUUCUGAGGGUGACCCUCACGCACUCCACCAUUCCUUUCAACUUGAUGAAGGUUCACCUCAUGGUGGCUGUGGAAGGCAGGCUGUUCAGAAAAUGGUUUCCUGCAGCUCCCAACCUCUCCUAUGACUUUGUGUGGGACAAGACGGACGUCUACAGCCAGAAGGUGUACGGCCUCUCUGAAGCCUUUGUUUCAGUGGGUUUUGAGUAUGAAUCAUGCCCAGACCUUAUUCUGUGGGAGAAGAGGACUGCUGUACUACAAGGCUAUGAAACAACCGCCUCCAAACUUGGAGGGUGGACAGUAGACAAGCAUCAUGCUUUAAAUAUCCAGAGUGGCAUUCUUCACAUGGGCAACGGAGAGAAUGUGUUCAUCUCCCAGCAGCCACCCGUAAUCGGCAGCAUGAUGGGAAACGGGCGCAGGCGCAGCAUCUCCUGCCCCAGCUGUAACGGCCUUGCUGACGGAAACAAACUCCUGGCCCCCGUGGCUCUGGCUUGCGGCUCAGAUGGAAGUCUGUACGUGGGCGACUUCAACUAUGUGAGGAGGAUUUUCACCACAGGGAACGUCACCAGCGUCCUGGAGCUGAGAAAUAAAGACUUCAGGCACAGCAACAGCCCCGCUCAGAAGUACUACUUGGCCUCCAGCCCUGUGAAUGGCGCUGUGUACCUGUCCGAUACAGGAAGCAGGAAAGUGUUCAGGGUCAAAUCUCUGACUGUUGUGAACAAUGUUGCUAAGAAUCUGGAGCUGGUGGCUGGAACCGGUGACCAGUGUCUCCCAUACGAUGACGCUCGCUGCGGGGAUGGAGGGAAAGCUGUUGAGGCCACGCUCACCAAUCCCAGAGGCAUUACGGUGGAUAAGUAUGGGGUAAUCUUCUUUGUGGAUGGAACCAUGAUCCGCAGGAUUGAUCAGAAUGGUAUCAUCUCCACUCUUCUUGGCUACAAUGACUUAACCUCCGCUCGACCUCUCAGCUGUGAUGCCGUUAUGGACAUUUCUCAGGUACGCCUUGAGUGGCCAACAGACCUGGCAGUGAGCCCCAUGGACAACUCUCUGUACGUUCUGGACAACAAUGUUGUUCUACAAGUUUCAGAGAAUCAUCAAGUCCGCAUUGUAGCAGGCCGCCCCAUGCACUGCCAAGUACCUGGCAUUGAUCACUUUCUUAUGAGCAAAGUGGCCAUCCAUGCAACUCUGGAGUCAGCAAACGCCUUGACUGUGUCACACAAUGGUGUUUUGUACAUCGCCGAGUCUGAUGAAAAGAAAAUCAACAGAGUGCGACAGGUGUCCACCAAUGGAGAGAUCUCUUUGGUUGCAGGGGCACCAAGUGGCUGUGACUGCAAAAAUGAUGUCAACUGUGAUUGUUACUCUGGAGAUGGAGGCUAUGCCAAGGAUGCCAAGCUGAAUGCACCCUCUUCCCUUGCUGUAUGCCCAGAUGGAGAGCUUUAUAUUGCAGAUCUUGGAAACAUUCGUAUUCGCUUUGUUCGGAAAAACAAACCCUUUCUGAAUCCUCUCAGUAUGUAUGAGGUAUCCUCUCCAAUUAAUGAUGAACUCUAUCUGUUUGAUUCCAACGGCAGCCACAUUUUCACACAAAGUCUGACAACAGGAGACCAUCUCUACAAUCUGACCUACACAGGAAAGGGAGAUAUAAGUGGUAUCACAGAUAAGAACAAGAACACAGUGACCAUCCGACGAGACACUACAGGAAUGCCUCUGUGGCUAAUGGUCCCUGAUGGGCAGACCUUUUGGUUCACCAUUGGUACUAACAACGCCCUUAAAACUGUUGCUGCACAGGGUCAAGAACUAGCUGUAAUGACCUACCAUGGGAGCUCAGGACUUCUGUCUUCUAAGACAAAUGAGAAUGGAUGGACAACUUUCUUUGAGUACGACGGUUACGGGCGAUUAACCAACAUCACUUACCCCACCGGCAGAGUGAGCAGUUACCGCACAGAAGCCGACAGUUCGGUCCGCAUCCAGACGGAGGGCUCCAAUCGAGAGGAUAUCACAGUCACCACCAACCUGUCUGCCUCUGGCAACUUCUACACACUUUUGCAAGAACAAGUUCGGAACAGCUACUUUAUUGGUUUGGACGGUUCAUUGCGGCUUGUUCUUGCCAACGGUAUGGAAGUCUCUCUGUAUACCGAGCCCCACCUGCUGGCCGGGACGGUCAACCCCACUGUCAGCAAGAGGAACAUUACCCUGGCCAUUGACAAUGGCCUCAACCUAGUGGAGUGGAGACAGAGGAAGGAGCAGGCUCGUGGUCAAGUCACCGUAUAUGGACGCAGAUUGAGGGUUCAUAACCGGAAUCUACUGUCGCUAGACUUUGAUCGGAUCACCAGGACAGAAAAGGUCUAUGAUGAUCACAGGAAGUUCACUUUACGAAUCCACUAUGAUCAUGCUGGUCGGCCCACUCUGUGGGCUCCAAGUAGCCGUCUCAACGGAGUUAACGUCACUUACUCCUCUGGGGGGCAUGUGGCGGGGAUCCAGAGAGGCACCAUGUCUGUCCGCAUGGAAUAUGACGUAAACGGCAGAAUCACGUCCCAGAUAUUUGCUGAUGGUAAAUAUUGGAGCUACACUUACCUCGAAAAGUCCAUGGUACUGCUUCUCUACAGUCAAAGGCAGUACAUCUUCGAAUUUGACAAAAACGAUCGAUUGUCUUCCGUGACCAUGCCCAACGUAGCACGGCACACCUUGGAGACGUCCCGCUCUAUUGGCUACUACAGAAACACCUACCGACCACCUGAAGGCAACGCAACGGUGCUCCAGGACUACAGCGAGGCCGGACAGUUGCUGCAGACCACCCACCUGGGCACAGGUCGCAGGGUCAUCUACAAGUACGGCAAGCUCUCCAAGCUACUGGAGAUCCUUUACGACACCACACGGAUUGGUUUUUCCUACGACGAGAUGGCAGGGAUGCUGAAGACCGUCAAUCUCCAGAGCGAAGGCUUCACCUGCACGAUCCGCUACAGACAGAUCGGCCCACUCAUUGACAGGCAGAUCUUUAGGUUCAGCGAGGAGGGCAUGGUCAAUGCAAGAUUCGACUAUGUCUACGACAACAGCUUCCGAGUCACCAGCAUGCAGGCGGUCAUUAACGAAACUCCGCUACCAAUCGACUUGUAUCGCUAUGAUGACGUGUCAGGCAAAACAGAACAGUUUGGCAAAUUUGGAGUAAUUUAUUACGACAUAAAUCAAAUUAUAACCACGGCGGUGAUGACGCACACCAAACACUUUGACGCCUACGGUCGAGUGAAGGAGGUCCAGUAUGAGAUUUUUCGUUCACUCAUGUACUGGAUGAUGGUUCAGUAUGACAACAUGGGGCGUGUAGUGGCCAAAGAGCUCAAAGUUGGACCUUACGCCAACACAACACGCUACACCUAUGAGUAUGAUGCUGACGGUCAGCUCCAGGUGGUCUCCAUCAACGACAAACCCUUGUGGAGGUACAGCUACGACCUGAACGGCAACCUGCACCUCCUCAGCCCUGGGAACAGUGCACGCCUCACCCCGCUACGCUACGACAUCAGAGACCGCAUCACGCGCUUGGGAGAUGUGACGUACCGAAUGGAUGAGGACGGCUUUCUGAAGCAACGAGGGAACGACUACUUUGAGUAUAACUCAGCUGGUCUGCUGACCAAAGUAUACAACAAAGUGAGUGGGUGGAGCAUCAAGUAUCGCUACGAUGGCCUGGGCAGGCGGGUUUCCAGCAGAAGCAGCACAGGCCACCACCUGCAGUUCUUCUAUGCCGACUUGUCCAGCCCCACUCGGGUCACACACAUGUACAACCACUCCAGCUCUGAGAUUGCCUCGCUAUACUACGAUCUACAGGGACACUUAUUUGCCAUGGAGCUAAGCAGCGGCGACGAGUUUUACGUGGCGUGCGACAACAUCGGCACUCCUCUCGCUGUGUUCAGCGGUUCAGGCCUCAUGAUUAAGCAGAUUCUGCACACGGCAUUCGGAGAGGUUUACCUGGACACCAAUCCCAGCUUUCAGAUUAUAAUUGGUUAUCAGGGAGGACUGUAUGAGCCUCUUAGCAAACUAGUCCACAUGGGCAAACGGGAUUAUGAUGUCCUUGCUGGCCGCUGGACAACACCGGACAAAGAGAUCUGGAGUCAUCUCAAUAACAAUCGCAUCGUUCCGUUCAACCUGUACAUGUUUAAGAAUAACAAUCCACUCAGCAACAAUGAGGAGACAAAGUGCUACAUGACAGAUGUGAACAGCUGGCUUGUGACCUUCGGCUUCCAGCUGUAUAAUGUUAUCCCCGGCUAUCGUAAACCGAGCACAGAGAGCAUGGAGCCCUCCUACGAGUUAGUCCGCACCCAAAUCAAGACACAGGAGUGGGACAGCACCAAGUCUUUGCUGGGCGUUCAGUGCGAAGUUCAAAGGCAGCUCAAAGCUUUCGUCAAGCUGGAACGCUUUGGUCAAAUCUACAACACCAAAAGCGCAGGAUGUCCCCAGACAGAGGGGAAGAAGAUCUUCGCUUCUGGUGGUUCCAUCUUUGGGAAAGGGGUGAAGUUCGCCAUCCGAGACGGCCGCAUCAGCACCGACAUCAUCAGCCUGGCCAACGAGGACGGACGCCGCAUGGCCGCCGUUCUGAACGACGCGUUCUAUCUUGAAAACCUUCACUUCACCAUCGCAGGGAUGGACACCCACCAUUUUGUCAAGCUGGGCUCAGUGGAAGGAGACCUGGCGCUCAUUGGCAUGACGGUUGGCCGGCGCACGUUGGAGAACGGUGUCAACGUCACCGUGUCUCAGGUCAACACCGUGCUGAAUGGCAGGACUAGGCGCAUCACCGACAUCCAGCUGCAGCAUGGAUCGCUGCUCCUCAACACGCGAUACGGCGGCAGCGUAGACGAAGAGAAAGCCCGCGUUCUGGAGCUGGCCCGGCAGAGGGCCGUCGGCCAGGCCUGGGCCCGGGAGCGCCAGAGACUCAGAGAUGGAGAGGAAGGCUCAAGAACCUGGACUGAGGGAGAGAAGCAGCAGCUUCUGGGUUCAGGGAAGGUGCAAGGCUAUGACGGAUACUAUGUGGUUUCAGUUGACCAAUACCCCGAGCUGGCAGACAGUGUCAACAACAUCCACUUCAUGAGACAGAGUGAAAUGGGCCGAAGGUGACAUGAACACGAGGCUGUCGGAUAACGGACUCCGAUGUAGGAAAUGGGACUUCUUGCCAAAGACAGUUGUGUACAUGACCACGCUUUUUUUUUUUUCUUUGACUGUGCCCAACUUGGUUUUUAAUAUGCUGUAAACAAGAUGACGGUUGCAAACAGCUGCACUCUCUCUGUGACAGAAGAGUGCCCUUCUCCUUCUGAGGAUUCUUUAUCAGUCUUUGCCCUUCAAGUGCGGCUGCUAGAGGAUGAAAAUCUGUGAUGUCUUUUGGCUUAUUUUUGUGACUCCAUUUCCUCUCACCUGUUGGUGAUUCUCUUCAAAGGAAUCUGAGAGGAGUUUUGGUGAUCAAUUGUGUUUCUCCGGCUCUCUCUCUUUCUGCUAACAGACUUUUGCAGAUUGUAAUUCACAAGCCUGCUCCAUUCUGCCUUUUUCUGCGCCUCAGCCAAGGAGAUUCCAUCUCUUUUAAUCACUCCUUUUUUUUUUUUUUAUACUUGAAGCCCUCAUAGCCCCUGUCAUCCAUUAAUAAUGAGUGAAAUUGCUGUUGGCCGUAAUGCCCUUCAUCAAAACCACAGCUGAACUUGUCAAAGCACCUUCGUUUGUGUGAUGUCUCAGAGAUCUAUGAGAGGAGGCUUUGUGCUCAUUUGUGGUCUUAAGGUUUCUGUGCACCCUGAAAUGUGCAUGUCGGCCUUGUUUAUGAAGUACAAAACCUGCAAAAAUGCUUAAUGACAGCACCUUGCAGAAGGUAGAUCAUUACCUGUUGGGCUUUUUCACAUUUUCUCCAGUUUCUCUACGAGCAUCGGCAUAUUAUUCUGGAUUUUAUUGGAUAAAUCAACACAGACGACUGUUUUAAAUAGAGAAAAUCAAAAGGUUUUUAUAUCUCUUUUACAAAUAAAACCUUAAAAGUCUGUCAUACUUUAUUUAGCUUCCAUUUCUCUAUUUGUACACAUAAAUAAAAUCUCCUGCAACCAACUCCACCAGUCUGUAUUUUCAGUAUAAAUACAGCUGUUAUGUGAUCUCACUGGUAUGUCAGACUAUUUUUGAACAAAAUAACAUAAAACAGAUGUUUUAUGUUCUGAUGUGAUCUAAAUCUGAAAAAGCUCAACAGACUUAAUCAUUUUGCAGAGCUCUGCAGGCCUAAAUUGAAUAAGCGUGUAAUCUCAGUCAAUUAGGAUAUUGUUGAAAAGUAAAUUGUAUCAGUGAUUCAGUUCAAAAAGUGAAUCUCUUCUAUUAUUCAGAUUCAUUAAACAGAGUUAUAUAUAUAUAUUUAAGUUUGUAUUUCUGUUAUUUUGUUGAGCUGGCUUUUAUUGUUCCAGAUGUAGAAAUGAUUGUCUGAAAAUGUUUUGGGAAAUUUAUGAAGUUUAAAGUUUUAAUGAAUUUUUCUAAUGCAGGCAAAACUCCUAUGGGUGGUAGAGCAUUUGGUAUUGGUAACAAAAUGCGUUGUAAUGGUAACACCUUUAAGGAGUAAUCACUGUCCUCUAAAUUCCCAACUUGGUUGGCAUGUUUAGAGACGCAACAGCGCCACCUGUGGGGAACUGAGUGUGCAGGAAGGGGCAGGGCUUAGAGUGGGCUUGCGACCCACUCAUAACUGCUUCCAGUUCUAGGAUGUAAUUUUGGUUAUUCUGGGUUUCAGAAAUUACAAAUGGUUCAUUUUUAAUUCAGAAGAGUUAUUUUAUGGGACAGUCAUUACCUUCUUUAAAUGACCUUGAGUGUUAUGAAAGGCAAUUCUAAAUAAAAUGUAUUAUUAUUAUUAUUGCUACUACGCCUCAUUGUUGGCUUAACAGUUAUUAAUGCUGGCUGUUCAUAUCACACGCCUCCAAACAAAAGAAAGUUUAUUUAGUAGAUAUAAAAGCAACGGUGAUUUUAAAGGAAGCAGCUGCAAAUAAUAAUAUUCGUAAUUAACCUUUUUUAUGAUAUUCUAAUUAACUGAGAUGCACCUAUAGUAAAAUAAACAAAGGGAUAUAAUAUUGGAUUUUAAUUUUUUUGUGUCCCUCUUUUCAGUAAAUUUUGAAAAAUCUAAAUUUAGGAUAGAUGUUUUUAGUACGUGGUCAGACAACUCAAUCACAAAACUACAUGAAGAGCCAACCUUGUAAGAAAAUACUGUGGAACUAUUGUGUAUUAAAGAACAAAAAGGUAUUUUCUGGGACUGGUUUUGAACUAUAUUUUCAUUUUGUUUUAUAAAUAGCUAUAUGAAUUAACAGUAUAACAAAUGUGAAUUUAAAAAUAAUGUGAAUUAUUGUCCCUUCUAUUGUUGAUUGUUGUACUUGAACAAUACGUGGGGGGUGUUUGAACACAUUGGAAUAAAACAAUGAAGAGGGUUUUAGUGAAAUCCCUUACAGUGUAUUUCAUUAGACUCACUGCUUUUUUUUAAUGAAUCUCGAUUUCCUUGUGGGAAGCACUGAGGAGUUAAAAAGUCAGUAUUCCACAACACAGCGUCACAGCGAUCCAAUUAAACUUUGGAUGAAAAUGGUUUUAAAUAGCGCGAGGCUAGCCAGAAGGUCAAAGAAAGCAGUUAAUUCCGUCAUACAUGCUCCAUUAGCAUAUUGGCUGCAGAGGUAAAUGGGCUUUGGGUCGUACUGUGGGUCUGGUGAAAGAUACAAAUUGCCUUUGCCCUAAGGGCUGCCCGCAGGUCAGCCUAGAAAGUGCUUUUAUUCUCCAGGAUAGGGCUCCUCUUAGUUAGGGGAAAUGCAUUUGACCUGCAGGUGUUCUGGUUCCCGUUUACAGACUAAAGGUUGUCUAUACACAUCAACUUUUGCCACAUGGACAUUUUUUGGCCCUCGUACAUCUGUGACCCUCUCCGUCUCCUACACACACCUUCUCUUUUCAUGCCCCUCCCCUGGUGGAUACUGCAAAGGACAGAUUACCUGUGCUCAUUCAAAAGUGUCAUGAUGUGAAAACUCACAAGGAGACAAUUUCGAAAAGUUGUGACAUUGAUUUGACUUCUGGUACCAUUUUGAACUAUGCCAAGCCACUUCACUCUCUUGACUGUCAUUUUCCGAUUCAGCAUAUAGACUUAUCUGUGUGUCUAUAGGUGGUGAGAGCAUGAUUGAGUGUCUCAAUCUGUACAAACGAUUAAGCAAAUUGGACAAGACUUUCUUUUUUUUUGCUGUUUUUUUUUAUGAUGUUGGUUGAUUCAGUGGCAUUUUGUUCCUGAAAAACAAUAUGUAUGUUCAGCAUAAUAUGAAUGAAGGAUAUUUGCAUUGUGGAAUAUUGCACUGAUAAUUGUUGCGUCAUAAGACUGUAUCUUUUUCUAAAAGUUUUUGGACUCAUUUUGAGUUUCGGUUUGUUCUCAACACUGUGUUUUUAGCGCUUCUUCUGACUGUGUAAAUAUGAGGACAUCCAAGUAAGCUGUAAAUAAAAUGCAAAUGUAGAUACCUCUUAGAGCUACAUUGGUGACCCUGUGUAGUCUUAAGGUAGAAAAAAAAAAUAAAGGGAAUAUUUUGUGUUUA
Poeciliopsis prolifica (blackstripe livebearer) is the source of this 12546-nucleotide messenger RNA. RefSeq names its product teneurin transmembrane protein 4 (gene tenm4). The record is from RefSeq and is a predicted model, not a curated record. Gene Ontology annotation, molecular function: protein homodimerization activity; protein heterodimerization activity; cell adhesion molecule binding. Gene Ontology annotation, cellular component: neuron projection; membrane. Bases 509 to 9106 code for a protein of 2865 amino acids. NCBI's taxonomy places the organism in Eukaryota, Metazoa, Chordata, Actinopteri, Cyprinodontiformes, Poeciliidae. The transcript is spliced from 33 exons. Gene Ontology annotation, biological process: signal transduction; neuron development; heterophilic cell-cell adhesion.